GUCUUUGACUUGCUGAAAAAGCUGUGUGUACUUGAAGAUAAAAACCAAAAGGUACGGGUUGUUGGCCUGCAGGAAAUUCCUGUAUCAUCUGCUGACGAUAUGAUCAGGAUGAUUGAGCAGGGGAGUGAACGCAGAACAUCUGGCCCAAAAUUUGCAAAUGCCCACUUGUCCCGUUCCCACGCCAUCCUGCAGAUUAUUUUAAGGCAAAAUAAAAUGCUUCAUGUGAAGUUCUCGCUGGUGGACCUGGCAGGGGAUGAGCGAGCCACAGAUGAACGCAUUCAAUCCCUUGGGCAGAACAGAGAACACAUCCCUUUCCAGACGAGUAAGCUCACUGAGGUGCUCUGAGACUCUCGCUUUUGGAUAUGAGAUGGGCCGUCUUAAUCUUUGUCAGCUUGAUCAUUAGAUGGUCAUGUGUCUCGCUGUGCAUUCCUGCUAACUGUGCUAAUAUCGGGUAUCUCCCUAUGCACUAUUGUCUUUAGCUGGUGUUAUAAGAGUGGUGUUAUAAGUUCGGGGUCCUGGACAUGAGCACAUGAUAAUGUCUGCUGGGUGGAUCUGUGGCAAAUUCCCCUUUUUUUGCCCAAACCUUAUUAUAAUUUCCUAAGGCUUUAAUUCCUAAACUGCAAAUGUCCUUUAGCUGAUUUUUUUUUAAUUAUUAAUGUUCUUUUGAACAUUACAGGAUGUUCUUUUAAAGCAACUAUAGAAAAUAAAGGUUAUUAUUAUUAAACUCAUGUUUUCAGGUCUUUGACUUGCCGAACAAUACGGAAAAGCUGCGUGUACUUGAAGAUAAAAACCAGAAGGUGCAGAAAAGAUACAGUCAAGAAAACAACAAGAGGACGCAAGAAAACGCCAGGCGAUGUACUACAAUCAUCACCAAAAAUCUCACUCCUUGCCCCCCUGCAGAAAGAUCAAAAGGUGUUUCUUGCCACAGAGAAGAUCUAUGGAACUGUGUACAAACCUGCUCAGACCCCAAGAUCGUACAUUAUUGGGACUGAUAGCGGGGUACUGCGGACAAACAGAAAACACCUUCGUCCCAUUGGAGGCGUUUCUAGAGCAGGCAGGGUUUAUUACAAAGCCCUAGAAAGACUGAAUUUAGAGUUCAACUGAGUAAGGGACUAAACGCAAGGACAGAUGGAUGAAUGAGAGUGUUGUUGAAAAAAGUGAGAAAGAUAAACGGGAAAUGUUAAUGUGUUGAGUUAAUAUAGGUUGAAUAUUAUAAUUUAGUUUUGAGAAUGGGACUGUUAUAUUGUGUUAAGAUAAGGUUAUAAUGUGUUCUUUGAAAAAGAAAAUGUCAAUAUAUGUUGUUGAAGAAAAGAGGCAUUACUUAGCUAAAAGGAGGAGGUGUAAUGGUAGGGACUUUAUUACCCAUGAGGCGCGAGGAGGGAAAGAUAAUAAAAUGUUAGGAGAUGUGAGUUAGACACGAAUGUGUCCAUUAACUGAA
Molecule: messenger RNA, 1438 nt
Organism: Tachysurus fulvidraco (yellow catfish)
Lineage: Eukaryota; Metazoa; Chordata; Actinopteri; Siluriformes; Bagridae
Product: kinesin-like protein KIF2C
Exons: 3
Coding region: 100-345 (81 amino acids)
Biological process (GO): microtubule-based movement
Molecular function (GO): microtubule motor activity; microtubule binding; ATP binding
Source: RefSeq, a predicted model, not a curated record